This is a messenger RNA of Vicia faba (fava bean), 2736 nucleotides long. The record is from the annotation of a GenBank genome assembly. Lineage: Eukaryota; Viridiplantae; Streptophyta; Magnoliopsida; Fabales; Fabaceae.
AUGAUUGCUCAAACCAAAGUUUCCCUUGAUAGGAUUGUCAGUUUUCUUCGUCUAGAUGAUUUGCAGACUGAUGUAGUGGAGAAGCUUCCGCAAGGUAGUUCUGAUAUAGCAGUUGAAAUGGUAGAUGGAAAUUUCUCUUGGGAUUUUUCUUCUGUCAAUGCAACUUUGAAAAACAUAAACCUUAGAGUUUGUCAUGGUAUGAGGGUUGCUGUUUGUGGUACUGUUGGAUCAGGCAAGUCGAGUUUACUUUCUUGUAUAAUAGGUGAAAUACCAAAGAUAUCUGGUAACUUGAAGGUGUGUGGAACAAAGGCUUAUGUUGCGCAAUCACCAUGGAUUCAGAGUGGAAAGAUAGAAGAGAACAUACUGUUUGGGAGAGAGAUGGAUAGGGAAAAGUAUGAGAAGGUGCUAGAAGCAUGUUCGUUGAAGAAAGAUUUAGAGGUUUUACCAUUUGGUGAUCAAACCAUUAUUGGAGAGAAGGGAAUCAAUUUGAGUGGUGGACAGAAGCAAAGAGUACAAAUAGCGCGUGCACUUUACCAAGAUGCCGAUAUAUAUCUUCUCGAUGAUCCCUUUAGUGCUGUUGAUGCUCAUACAGGAUCUCAUAUCUUUAAGGAGUGUUUGCUUGGCCUUUUGAAAACAAAAACUGUGAUAUACAUAACUCAUCAAGUAGAGUUCUUACCUGAUGCUGAUCUGAUUCUUGUAAUGAAAGAAGGAAGGAUAACUCAAUCAGGAAAAUACAACGACAUUCUUACGUCAGGAACCGAUUUUAUGGAACUUGUAGGUGCACAUAGAGCAGCGUUGUCUUCAGUUAAGUCCUUAGAGAGAAGGCCUACGUUCAAAACAUCCGGAGAAGACAUAAGUUCAUUAAUUGAUUUUGAACUUGAGCAAGAAACCGAAAAAGUAGAUGAUCCAAACGACAAGUUAGAUGAAACGAUUGUGCCGAAAGGCCAACUUGUUCAAGACGAAGAAAGUGAAAAGGGUAGUGUUGGGUUUAAAUUGUUUUGGAAAUACAUUACAACAGCUUAUGGAGGAGCUCUUGUACCUUUCCUAUUGCUUUCACAGAUACUCACUGUGGUUUUACAAAUCGCAAGCAAUUAUUGGAUGGCUUUGGCAACUCCUGUUUCUGCAACUGAAGAACCUGCUAUUGGAAACCUUACUCUGAUGGUUGUCUAUGUUUCUUUGGCUAUUGGAAGUUCCUUUGCCACUCUUGGCAGAGCAGUUCUUGCUGUGAUAGCUGGAUACAAGACUGCCACCAUUCUCUUCAAUCAAAUGCAUUUCAGCUUCAUUCGAGCACCGAUGUCAUUUUUUGAUUCAACCCCAAGUGGAAGAAUUCUUAAUAGAGCUUCGUCAGACCAAAGUGCAGUAGAUACGAACAUUUCAAAUCUAGUAUGGGGUUUCACCUACAAUAUGGUUCAGCUAUUGGGAAGUAUUGCCGUGAUAUCUCAAGCAGCAUGGCAGGUGUUCAUAGUAUUGAUUCCUGUAAUGGCAGGUUACAUUUGGUUCCAGCGAUACUACUCAGCAUCAGCACGGGAAUUGGCACGAUUAAUUGGUAUAUGUCAAGCUCCAGUUAUACAACACUUUUCUGAAACAAUUUCUGGAUCAACAACCAUAAGAAGUUUUGAGCAAGAAUCAAGAUUCAAUGAAAUGAAUAUGCAAUUGAUAGACAAAUAUUCCCAACCUAAAUUAUACAGUGCUAGUGCAAUGCAAUGGUUGGAUUUAAGAUUGGAUCUUUUAUCCUUUACCAUAUUUGCCUUCUUCUUGAUUUUAUUGGUAUCUUUUCCAAGUUCAAUUGCUGAUCCUAGUAUUGCGGGAUUGGCUGUGACAUAUGGGAUUAAUCUAAAUGCUAUACAAGCUGAUUUAGUUCGGUUUCUUUGCAAUUUGGAGAACAAAAUUAUAUCUGUAGAAAGAAUACUUCAGUACACCUCCAUCCCAAGUGAAGCACCUCUUGUUAUAAAAGACAAUCAACCAGAUCAUUCUUGGCCAUCAUUCGGAGAGGUUCAUAUCCAGGAUUUACAGGUUCAAUAUGCUCCUCACCUGCCUGUUGUUUUACACGGACUUACAUGCACUUUUACUGCUGGAGCAAAAACUGGCAUUGUUGGAAGAACUGGAAGUGGAAAAUCAACACUAGUGCAAGCACUUUUCAGACUUGUUGAGCCUAUCUCAGGACAAAUAUUGAUAGAUAACAUCAACAUCUCAUUGAUUGGAAUCCAUGAUUUACGGUCCAGACUGAGCAUAAUUCCUCAGGAUCCAACAAUGUUUGAAGGGACUGUAAGGAGCAACCUCGACCCGCUGGAAGAGUACACAGAUGAACAAAUUUGGGAGGCUUUAGAUAUGUGCCAACUAGGAGAUGAAGUGAGGAAGAAAGAAGGAAAGCUCGACUCAACAGUUAGUGAGAAUGGAGAAAACUGGAGCAUGGGUCAAAGACAGUUGGUUUGCCUCGGCCGUGUUUUACUUAAGAAAAGCAAGAUAUUAGUACUUGAUGAAGCAACUGCAUCAGUUGAUACAGCUACAGAUAAUAUUAUUCAGCAGACAGUUAAACAACAUUUCUCUGAUUGCACAGUCAUUACCAUUGCUCAUAGAAUAACUUCAAUCCUUGAUAGCGACAUGGUUCUGUUUCUCAGUGAAGGACUUAUUGAGGAAUAUGAUUCACCAAAGAAGUUGCUUAAGAACAAAUCUUCAUCUCUCGCUCAACUAGUUGCAGAAUACACAAGGAGGUCAAACACUGGUUUUGGAAGUUGA